AUGGGGAAGAAAAAGAACGGAAACCAGAACGGUAACAACUGGAACAAUAACUCGAAAUAUUGUACUAGUUGCAAUAUACCUGGUCAUGACUGGAAUAGCUGCAAUAAAAAUCCGAACAACAAUAGAAACAACAAUAAUAACAACAACAACAACAACAAUAACAAUAACAAUAACAACAAGAACAACUACAAUAGCUCACAAUAUUGCCAACACUGCAAAACCCCUGGUCACAUCUGGAAUAACUGUCCGAACAAAAACCAGAAUCAACAACACAAUCAGCAGCAGAACCAGCAGCAGAAUCAGCAUCAGAAUCAGCAUCAGAAUCAGUAUCAGAAUCAGUAUCAGAAUCAGUACCAUAACCAGAACCAGAAGAUCAACACCUAUGACGGUCAUCAAAAUGGGUUCUUGAUGAAUACCCCUUUCCAACUCGGUCCCCCGGAACUCGAGGCUCUGUGGUGCAGAUGGUGCAAUUUUCUUGCUCAUAGCACCCUCGGCUGCCCCAAUGUUGCCCGUCAGGUUGAGGUUGAGUGCCUACCAGAUGUCAGUGAUAAUUUCUGCGGCAGAUGUGGGUACAAAGGCCAUACCAGCUAUGUCUGUUGCAAUCCCCAACCACAUUUGCAAUGCUUUCUCUGUCAUCAAAAGGGUCACUCUUUCAAGAAUUGUUUGCGCGCCGAAAAUCCUCAAAUACGCAGAAUCAUAGAGUCCGCUUCUGUAUCUCUAUCGAAACCAGAGAACGAAAAGAAUGACACAAAAUCGAUCGAAAAGAGCGCGAUUCAAAGUCUGAAGAGAAAGAGAGAGGCAAUUGAGGAGACCAAGAGAGCAUGCAGUACUUUCAUAAGCAGUCUUGUGGACGCUACCACGCAGAAGGAAAUCCUUGAGACAGUCCCCGUCACCUCGGAUGAUCUCUGUCCUAUCACUAAUCAGGUCAUGAACUGGAGACCAGGUGACGACAGCGUUCUGUGGAACACAGACAUGUCUGGAACCAUCAAGUCGAUGCAGAUGUUUCACCUGAACAAUAACGUCUGGUUCUUUGGUAUCAGAUACGCUCUGCACCGUCUUACAGCGGGUUUCAGUAUUCACUGCGCCCAUGAGAAUUGCGCUGGAAGUGUUGAAAUUAUAACACCAGAUUUCGAAACAGUCACGACUAACUCACGCAAAGAAUAUGACCAUCAUCAGCCAGAACAUGCUGUCUUUCUGGCAUGCAACUGUCAGCAUGCUUACCCGGCGUUCAAGUGGACUCGCUCCCGCACUCAAGAGGCGGAUACGACUACCCUCCACUUGCUUAAGCAAGCCCACUCCAAUCCUAUAUUCCUUCAAUUUACCAAGCUGAACGCUGGCCUUAGUACAGACGACAGCGAGGUCGAGCUUGAAGCUAGUUUGGAACUGGAAAAGACUCGCGCGGCUUUGGCCGAACAACAGCGAAUUCUGAAGGAGGAAGAAGAAAAGCUCGCCCUGACGACGAAGGCGGUCAAGGUCAAACAGUAUGUGAUAUCAAAUUUGGGUCACGUUUCCACGGCUGCUAUUAGCCCCUCAUUCGGUUCGCCCAUGCACCUCGACACUCCGUUUGCCAAAAAGAUGGCUACCGGUUUCCCCCCAUCGCCAAUCAACGUUCCUCAAGGCGGUCUUUUCAACGGAGGUGGCGGUGGAGGAGCCUACUCAGCUGAUUACGAAACCCAACAGGCCAACAAACGUUACAGAACCGAUCAAAACUAUUCGAACAACCAAAAUGACAAUGAUCGCAGAGCCGGUGGCUACAACACUAGCCAGACAGGAUUCAAUGGGCCCGAACUCGACACCAGGAUCCCCGAUGCCGAUGGCUACAACACCAACGAACAGUAUGGUAAUAACCAGAAUGGUCAAGUUUCCAACACGAAUGGCAAUAAUGGUGAAGGUCAGAAUGGAAACGAUCAAAGUGGAUAUUUCCAGGGAGGAAACAAUCAAACCAACAAUCGCAACGACUCAAACAGUCAGAACACCAACGAUCGAGGCAACAGAGGCGGCCGAGGUGAUAGAAGUCGAGGUAGAGGUCGAGGUAGGGGUCGGGGAGGACAGGGCGACAGAGGAGGUCGAGGAGACUAUCAGGGUGGUGACAAACAGGGUGGAAACAAGCAGCAAGGAAAUAACCAAGGCGGCAAUCAGCGUGGCAACAAGGGCAAUGGCCGCUUUGGUAACCACCACGUCGAAGACAACAACCACGACGAAAUCCUGUGA
This is a messenger RNA of Aureobasidium pullulans EXF-150, 2211 nucleotides long. RefSeq lists its product as uncharacterized. The record is from RefSeq and is a predicted model, not a curated record. The transcript has a single exon. Gene Ontology annotation, molecular function: zinc ion binding; nucleic acid binding. Lineage: Eukaryota; Fungi; Ascomycota; Dothideomycetes; Dothideales; Saccotheciaceae. Bases 1 to 2211 code for a protein of 736 amino acids.